Messenger RNA from Tripterygium wilfordii, 1240 nucleotides. RefSeq names its product anthranilate synthase beta subunit 1, chloroplastic-like. Bases 255 to 1079 code for a protein of 274 amino acids. Gene Ontology annotation, cellular component: cytosol. Gene Ontology annotation, biological process: L-tryptophan biosynthetic process. The record is from RefSeq and is a predicted model, not a curated record. The transcript is spliced from 8 exons. NCBI's taxonomy places the organism in Eukaryota, Viridiplantae, Streptophyta, Magnoliopsida, Celastrales, Celastraceae.
AUUCUGAUUUUUUUUCCUUAAUUGUCGUUUCCUGCUGCAAACUCAGUGAAGAAACCAACAACCCCAACCGAACAUAUCCGUUUCUUUUGCGACUUCAGUCUCUUUCUUGUCAAUUUUUGGGUUUCCAAUUUCCCGUAAUUAUGUUUGUAUCUCUCUCUAUGUAACUGCUGCCUCCUCCCUCUUCCUUCAAAUACCCAAGAAGAGGGGAAAAAAAUACCAAAGCAGGCUCUUUCUUACUCCGUCUCACAGCAACAAUGGCUUCAAUGAUCCUCACUCCUGCGAUUGUUCAACCAAAAGCCUUGCUUUCUUCCAAAAGCCUCUUGAAUCCUCGUCCAAUUCAACUCUCUAUGCGCAGUUCAAUGUCAAAAUCGCAUUUUGGAGCCAAGAAGGAAACUCGGUUGGUCUCAAGGGCGGUUUCCGAAUCGUCUUUGAGCUCUCUGGUUGAGAUCAAGAAAACUGACAACCCAAUCAUUGUUAUUGAUAAUUAUGAUUCUUUUACAUACAAUCUCUGCCAGUAUAUGGGAGAGCUUGGGAUGUACUUUGAAGUUUAUCGUAAUGAUGAAUUAUCAGUGGAUGAGCUAAAGCGGAAAAAUCCGCGAGGAGUGCUAAUAUCCCCAGGGCCAGGUACUCCCCGAGAUUCUGGGAUCUCGUUGCAAACAGUUUUGGAGGUGGGACCUAUUGUUCCUUUGUUUGGUGUAUGUAUGGGUCUGCAAUGCAUUGGGGAGGCUUUUGGAGGAAAAAUUGUGCGUUCGCCAUUUGGUGUCAUGCACGGUAAAAGUUCUGAGGUGCAUUAUGAUGAGAAGGGAGAAGAUGGAUUGCUAGCUGGAUUGCCAAAUCCCUUUACUGUGGGGAGAUAUCAUAGCCUAGUGAUUGACAAGGACAGUUUCCCAAGUGAAGAGCUGGAAAUUACUGCAAUGACAGCGGAUGGGCUGAUAAUGGCCGCACGUCAUAGAAAAUAUAAGCAUGUGCAGGGCGUUCAAUUUCAUCCUGAAAGCAUAAUCACCAGCGAAGGCAGGACCAUUGUCCGGAACUUUCUCAAGCUGAUUGAGAAAAAGGAGGAGGCUGAAUCACAAAACUAGAGGGUUGGCUGUCCUUUGCAAUGAGAAUCCCUGUCAUAGAGAUAUGUUGUGUAAUAAGUUUGGGAAUGAAAGUUUGGACAUUUAUUUUGUUUUUUGGUUGCUCAAGUGAAGAAAGUAAUCUUAUAUAUGUCUUGAAUGUCAUUGCAACCAAAUUUUACAGA